Hyla sarda is the source of this 5818-nucleotide messenger RNA. RefSeq names its product ring finger protein 10 (gene RNF10). Lineage: Eukaryota; Metazoa; Chordata; Amphibia; Anura; Hylidae. The record is from RefSeq and is a predicted model, not a curated record. Gene Ontology annotation, molecular function: metal ion binding; transcription cis-regulatory region binding. Bases 447 to 2735 code for a protein of 762 amino acids. Gene Ontology annotation, biological process: positive regulation of transcription by RNA polymerase II; positive regulation of myelination. The transcript is spliced from 17 exons.
UCAGGCGGGCAGUCGCCAUUACAGCCGCGGUUACAGUUGUCUGCCCCUUCACGGGAGCAGAGGGGAACCCCACACCGACCAGUCCCGUGAGUCCCCCAGGGCUCGCACCAUCCGGGUCCAGCCCGUUCCCGGUGCUGUGGGGCCGCUGCUCCCGUCCAGGACUCCUUCCCCCGCACUCGUCUCCUCCGGCCGGGCCCGCUGUUCUCCGUUCUGUGCUCUGUAGGGCCGCAGCGCUCAGAUCCCGACUCCUCCGGUGGAGCCCCGCGCUCCCGCUCCAGCCCCGCACUCUUCUCUCCGGCUUCUGUGUUCCUUUUUUCUUUUCUUUCUGGUUGGAGAUCAAGAUGUCGCCAUGAAUCCCGCUCUCCGUUGUCCGCAGCGUCUGAACGCCAUGCUCUUGGCUUCACACCGGCCCCUGCACGGUGCUUCUCCCGCCCUCCCCGCGGUCUAUGCCGCUGAGCUCAGCCACAGACAUGGAGCCCGGAUCCAGCAACGGCAGCAAGACCCAGAACCGCUCGGGCUCCGCGGGGCCUUCCGGGGAUAAGCCCAAGAAUGAUGGAAAGAAUGGCAGUAGCUCAAAGCAGCGAUAUAACCGUAAACGUGAAAACACUUACCCCAAAAAUGAGAGCUUUGCCGGACAGACCCGCCGCCCCGGUCCACAGAAAAGCAAGACUUUUAACAAGGUUCCCCCUCAGAGAGGAGGAUCAAAACAGUACAUGUAUGGCAGAAGAGAAGAGGUAGCAGAAACUCAACGGGCAGAGUUUAGCCCAGCCCAAUAUUCAGGACCUAAGAAAAUAAGCUUGAACCACUUGUUAAACUUUACGUAUGAACCACGUGGGCAUCCUGGAGCUCAUAGAGAUGGACAUGGAAAUUGGGGCAGAAGAAACAAGUGGGGGAAUAAACCUUUUAACAAGGAGUUGUUCCUGCAAGCCAAUUGCCAGUUUGUGGUGUUGGAGGAUAAUGAUUAUAGUGUACAUUUCACUGAUCCAGACACACUUGUCAGCUGGGAUCUGGUGGAGCAAGUGCGCAUCCCUUGUCAUGAAGUGCCAUCUUGUCCUAUAUGUCUAUAUCCUCCGGUUGCUGCGAAGAUCACUCGAUGUGGACAUAUCUACUGCUGGGCUUGUAUAUUGCACUACCUGUCGCUAAGUGAAAAAGACUGGAGUAGAUGUCCAAUUUGUUACAGCUCAGUCAUUAAAAAAGACCUGAAAAGUGUUGUCACAACAGAGCGACAACUGCAUGUUGUUGGUGACACCAUUACAAUGCAGCUGAUGAGAAGAGAGAAGGGUGUGUUGGUGGCUAUGCCCAAAUCUAAGUGGAUGAAACUGGAUGAGCCUAUUCAUCUGGGAGACGAGGAGCAUACCCUAUUCUCAAAGCUUCUUCUAGCAUCAAGAGACCAGAUCCUCAGCCAAGUGAUAUCUGAGGAGAAGGCUGCACUACUAGAGCAGUACAGUAUUGAGGGGAAAACCCCAGAAGCCUGUUUUAUAGAAGCUGCCAUUCAGGAGCUGAAGGAUCGUCAGGAAAGUCUUCAGGCUCUGAGACAUGAAGUUGAAGCAGCUGCUGUCUCUAUGGAGGCUUUGACGUUGGAUACAGACAUAGAAGAGAGGAAGCCAGGCGGCUAUGAUAUUAAGGUGGUGCAGUACCUCUCUGCUUUUGAUGAGGAAACCAUUGAUCCACUAGAUAAGGAACUUUGUGCAGCCACAAAUCAAGCGACUGUGGAACCUGUGUCUGCCGAGGCCUGUGAUUUAGCCCCUUCAGAUGAUUCAACUCUUACUGCAGACAGCCAUCAGGAAGAUGUUCCUUUGGAAUCUGGACAACUUGCAAACCCGCAUUACUACUACUUUUACCAAGCUGUGGAUGGACAGCAUGUGUAUCUCCACCCUGUCAAUGUUCGCUGUCUGGUUCAUGAAUAUGGCAGCCUUGAAAGAUGUCCAGAAACUAUAACCGCUUCAGUGGUUGAAAUUGAUGGCUUCACAGUGACUGAGGAGGUGCGUAGGCGUCACCGUUACCUGUGCCAUCUUCCACUUACCUGUGAAUUCAGUAUUUGUGAGAUGUCGCUUGGACCCCCAGCUGUUUCGCAGGAAACUCUAACAUACUUUUCCGAUGAAGUGGAGAAGAGAAAAAGGCAACGUCAGCGGAAAGCUAGAGAUGAAAGACGCAGAGAGAAAAGAAUUGAGAUUGAAGAGAACAAAAAGCAAGGAAAAUAUCCUGAGGUGCAGAUUGCGCUUGAAAAUCUCUACCAGUUCCCUGCAGUCAGUUCUGCAACAGAAUCCACAGUGCCUGGUUCACUUUCUUUGCUGCCUGCUGCAGAAACUCCAAGUUCUUUAACACCUUCUCCAUUGAGCUGUAGCCCUACCUCUCAAUCCAGCUCUAAUUUUGGUCACUGUCCAGAAAGCCCCCUCGAUUUCCAUGGAAUCUGUGAGGAUGAUGGAAAGUCUCCUUCCUUUGCUCAGAUGCUAAGGGUUGGCAAGGCAAAGCCAGAGUUGUGGCCAAAGGUUUCAGUAAAGAAAGAAAAUCCAGUUAUGAGCACAGCCCCUGCAGACAGUGAUGGGGAGAGUGACUGUUCUGAGCGAGUCCCAGUACCAAGCUUCCAGAACUCAUUCAGUGAAGCCAUGGAGGCAGCCUUUCUAAAGCUAGACACUGCACUUCCAACUCCACCAUUAUCUGUUGAGAAAGGAGGAAAGAGAAAGAAGAAGCAACAGAAACUUCUGUUCAGUACAUCUAUGGUUCACACAAAAUAAGCAACCACUUCAAUUUAUUCUAACUUCCCUUCAUAUUUGCGCACAUUGCUUGGUAUAACAUUAAAACUUUCUGCAGUAUUUAUGGUUGGAAAUUUUUUUUUCUUCCUUUCCCCCUUAAUUUGGUCACCAACUCAGGGUGGGCUAUUUUUUUCUUUCCCUCCCCCAAGUAGUUCAUCUGGUCUUGGGCAAUUUUUGCUUUCAGUGCUUGUCCUGGCUCAUGAACUGUAGGGCAGAAUGUUAUCAAUGAGGAAUUUACUAACUAACACGUUGGCCCUGAUUUAUGAAGAGUGGAUUGUAGUUUUCUUUGUGGGUUUUAAUUGCCUCCAAAUGUUUUUUUUUUUUUUACCCACGGUAUUUACCAAGGUUUCCCUACAUUUCUCGGUUGCUCUUCAUUGGGGCACACAGGCACUAAUGGGUAUAUGCUCUUUCCACUAGGCGCUGACACUAGGAAAAAAGUCAGAUCCUACUACUGUAAGCGAGGUAGUUUUAGCUAGUGUCAGUAGGAGGCGGUUUAGCUCUUCUUCUCCGGCACCCAUCCCUGCAGUCUUUACAUGUGGCUACUCUGCUGGAGGGACUGCAGUGCUGCUCUGCCCCUACAGCUAUAGUGCCAAACGGCGCAGACGGCCACAGUCUUAUCCCCCUGCUUCUCCCGCAGUAUUCAUUAGCACACCAUGUCUGCACACUGCGCAGCUGCCGGCCCUUUCCAGAGUCGGCGUCCCGCGUGCGCUCCCAUGCAGUCCACUGGCGCUUCUCUGGAGCGUUUUUGCUAGCGGGGUUUAUUCCUUCCCUCUCCCCCUGCUGCUCUGCCAUCGGACUUAUACUGUGUAUAGGGGACACUCUCAGCAGCACAGAUCUUCUCCUUGGCCUUGUAGCCAUGGAAAUGAAAUGUGUGUUUGUGUGUGUGUAUAUGUAUGGAUAUAUAUGUGUGUUUUAUAUCAUAUAAAUUUUUGCCCCCUUGUGAUCGUCACAUGUAUUGCAGCUCCUGUUUUUAUUCCUACCAAUGAGCUCUCUGGGGAGGGUCGAUUUAAUCUUGGCACAAUUUUGGUAGUACUUUUAUUUUUUAUUUUUUUUACUCCACAUGACUUACCUCGGGUCCGCAAGGUUCCCCGGGUUACUCCCUUAUGGACGGAGUUAUGGUCCUUCCCUCUGUUUCUGAGAAUUGGGACUUCUUUUGCCCCUAUCCUUUUUUCCUCUGGAGGGGACCUUAUGCGACACACCGUGGCAGGUCUUUGCCAAGGAUGCAUGUUCCCUUGAGACAUACUGGGGAUAAAUUCUAUGACCAUGCCAUGUCCGCUGCACCCGCGGCCAAUUUCCAGUUCCACCAUACGAGGGCAGACCACCGAUGGGGUGCCCCAACCGGUGCCAAUACAUUUCUAGCAGAGGGACCCUUCCGAAGUGUUCCCUCCUCUAUGCCUGAGCCUUCUUUGCCACCCCUGUGCCUUAUGUUCAAUCACCAGCUUUCGCAGCCAGGGCACUCUCCUCUGCUGGGGGAGUUUAUAAGUCUUGUGUGAUUCGGCCAUAGCCGGUCUGACCGCCAUCUGUUGUAUGGUUCCUGCCUUUGCUCUCAUCCAUCCAGCGAGUUCUCACCAGGAAAGAGUUGUCCAUCCUUCCAUUUAACAUUUACGCGGCACUGACACACCAGUCUUCUGGGGUGACCUUCAUGUACCCUGACCCUGGGAGUCUCAUCUGGGCUCCCUCUCUAUUCCUCCCCUGAUGGGUUGUUGUUUUUGGGGUCUUCUGAUCUGUUUGUUUGGUCCGCUGGGUCCAAGGCUUGUUCUCCUUGUCAAUCCCCUAUUUACAAGUGUGGGGAGUUUUUUUUUUUUUUUCUCUUGUUGGGACCCCUCCUAGGCGGCAGUGGUGUGCCUUGAUCUCUGGGAUGGUUUUCACUUUUUCCUGGGGCCUUUGUAAUGUGGUGGUCUCGGGCAUGUGUGACACUCCUGUCCAGUUCUUCUUCGCAAUCCCCUUUUGUGGGGCGGUCUCUCUGAGCCACAUUACGUGUUAUCCCAACAUGGCAGUACGUCUCCUGGAGCUUUCCGCUUAAUAUAGGAAUGCUCACACUUUACAGGUGUGGGGUUUCCAGGAGACCUAAGAGCUCCGGUAUUCCGGGAUGCUCUUCUCAGGACGUUCAGGUCCUUGUCCGGCUGGUUUACUUCUCGUUCAGGUCAGCCGGAUUUCGCCAUUCGGGCCAACUUGACCCUAUGCGUGGAUGUCAUUCCCUCAUUGCGCUUUUUACUGCUGUUCCGGCUCUGUCAUACGCUGGGUCCACUCUUCCUCCCCUCAUGGUAACCCUGAGACGGUAAUCUGGAACCUGAAGCUUGUCAGUCCUGGUCAUCGGUUAGAUGCAUCAUGUCUCUCGGCAUGGUUUCGUCUCUUCCUUUUUCCAGAUGUUUCUGGCCUCCAUUUUUUCCGUGCUCUCCUUCUUCCUGGUGUAUGUUGCUCUCCCUGGCGUUUUCUCGCCCUAUUCUCUUCAAUCGGCUGGAUGGGGUUCUUGUUGCCCCCCCUUUUUUUUCUUUGUACCAGUCGGGCUAGUCCUCUGUCUGGUUCCGUAGUUUCCUUUGGAAUUGUUUCCUCUAUCCUUCCUGGGUGGUGGAGCUUCCAGACUCUGGGUUUCCAGGCUCCGGAUCUCGCCAGCAAGCCUUGCAGGUGGAUGGGGUUCAGUCUCUGGACUGUGUCCCCUUCUCUGGUGGUUGUUGUUUCCCACCCCAGGGACUGCUUUAGUACGUCCCAUCAGUGUCUGUGUCCCCCAAUGAAGAGUGACCAAGAAAAGGAGUUUAUUUUUUGUACUCACUGUAAAAUCUUUCUCAUAGCUUUCAUUGGGGGAGACUGCACCCACCCAUUUCUUUAUUUCUGGUCCGGAUAAUCUUUUCCGGUUUUUAUCCGGGAUUCCUUUCUAGGGUCCUUCAGACAUAUCUCUUGUUGGCUACUGCUUUGUGACAAAACUGAUUACCUCCCUUCCAGUGGGUGGGUGUAUCCAGCCAGGGAGGAGCUGAAUUUUUUUUUUCCUAGUGUCAGCACCUCCUAGUGGCAAGAGCAUAUACCCAUCAAUGUCCCCCAAUGAAAGCUACCAGUUUUUAUUUUUUUUU